AAAAAAUACAUGACUGCAUGUGUACACGAAUCUAAGAUGUACUUCAUUUUGCUGCCGUCUAGGGAGAGCUACAACAAAUAUACUAUAGACUGUCUAUGUCCCCUUGUAGUGAGCUCCCUCUGUGGGUGCAGAUGGGGAAUUGCAGGCAAAUAAACACUAACAAGCCACUCUCAAACCAUAGUAUUUAAUUUCCUGCUCUGUAUUUGAUGCUGUUAUUUGGAUUUUAAUGCAUAUAUUAAUGUAUUUUGCAUGUAUGGGUAUGUCAGGUUAAAACGACUUUCAGCUCUUAACUUUUCCUUAUCAGAUAGAGGAAAUACCAACACUUUGUAUGCCUAACAUCGUCAAGGUCAUGCCCCUUUCCUUCUCACCCACACACACAAUAAGUGAACACACACGGUUUAGCCAAGCAGAAAAGAUUAAAAAAGUAAACACAGUAUGAGCAGUGGUCGACUGUUUCUAUGAGUUAAUGACUUUGUUUCUUACUGUAACCAGCUGCUGUCUCUCUCAGUUCCUCUUUAUUUUUCACAUUUUCACGCCAAGGUGACCAAUAUCAUGAUGCGGCCUUUGAAAACCUGGCAGAAGAUGAGUGCAUCUGAUUGGUCCAACCUGACCCUCCACCUGGAGGACUCCCUGACCAGUGCUUUGAGCCAUUAUCUGGACAGCUGGAGGCGUAAUGCGACAGCUGCAGCCGACGCUCUGGAUAAGACUCUGGCUGAAGAGAACUUCAGGAACGUCAUCUGGUAUCUGGCAGUGAUGAUCGGCAUGCUGGCCUUCAUUAUUGUGGCCAUCCUGGUGAGCACAGUCAAAUCCAAGAGGGGGGAGCACUCUAAUGACCCCUACCACCAGUACAUCAAGGAGGAAUGGACUGCUCAACAGGGUGACGUUGUGACCAACUAUGGAGCUAAAUAAUGCAAGACUCACAGCAGAUCAUCAUUAUCAUCAGGUGCAGCCAAGACAGUGGAGCCUGUCUGGAUGUAGAAACAGCUCCUUGUCAGUCACCGUAUGCAAAGCAACAGAAUGAACGUUAUAUUCUUAAUAUAAGCUUUUUAUAGAAAAUAAUAGGUGUAAU
This is a messenger RNA of Epinephelus lanceolatus (giant grouper), 1069 nucleotides long. Its product is annotated as potassium voltage-gated channel subfamily E member 2. The record is from RefSeq and is a predicted model, not a curated record. Gene Ontology annotation, biological process: negative regulation of delayed rectifier potassium channel activity; ventricular cardiac muscle cell action potential; regulation of ventricular cardiac muscle cell membrane repolarization. Gene Ontology annotation, cellular component: voltage-gated potassium channel complex; membrane. Gene Ontology annotation, molecular function: transmembrane transporter binding; voltage-gated potassium channel activity involved in ventricular cardiac muscle cell action potential repolarization; potassium channel regulator activity. Lineage: Eukaryota; Metazoa; Chordata; Actinopteri; Perciformes; Serranidae.